This is a messenger RNA of Racocetra persica, 149 nucleotides long. NCBI's taxonomy places the organism in Eukaryota, Fungi, Glomeromycota, Glomeromycetes, Diversisporales, Gigasporaceae. The record is from the annotation of a GenBank genome assembly.
CCCCAAAUAAUUCAUCCUGUUCUUCUUGUGAAAGUAUACCUAAAAAUCUUCUAGAAAAAGAUUCACAUUCAGCUGAGAGUAAAACUAAUCUAUUUCAUUUGACAGAAGUUCGUGAGAGAUUGAAUGAUAUUUAUCGUGAGGUGGCGAUU